AUGUCCUCCUUCGCCCUAUACCCCUCCUUCCUCUUCAUCUCUCUCUUCAGAAAUCUGGAGUCUGCGCGAGUUGCCCUGUCCGACCCGAACCUUCUGGACAGUUUCUUCAAAGAAUGGAACGCGACUUUGGACUUCGUCGAUUGCGCGAAGCAGAUUGGCUGCAGCACGGACUUUCCUCGCCAGCUUCCGCUUCAUGGGGUGAACAUCCUGAUGAUAGGAGAGACAGGAGCCGGGAAAUCUCUGCUGGUCAAAGUCAUCACAGGCGACAACUCUAUCGUUACGUCGUCGACCCACUGCGGAACGACCUGCGAGCUGAGACACAAGUCUGAGUGCGGACUGAGAUGGAUCGACACUCCAGGUUUCAAACUCCCGCUUUCCCCUGAGGAGGCGGAAAAGAAAGAACAGUCGUGGUGGGAAAAGCAGAAGACACAUUUCACCUGGUCAAGAUGGCUGCAGAGGAUCACCACUCUGAUGACCAAAAGAGAUCUCAAAGUUCGCCCCCUAGUGGCCGUUUACUGUCACCGAGCAAGCAGUCGCGUCAUACCGCAGCGAAUGCUGGAGAUCUUCAAAAUCCCUCACUCCAUGCAGGUUCCGCUCAUUCUGGCAAUCACGGAUGUUUGUAGUGUGGAUGACAGCGCGUUGGCUGAAAUCAGGACCGCAUUCAAGGAUGUCAUAAUGCAGCUGGGAUACAAUGGUCUUGGCAAGCCGGCCUCCCUCAUCGAGAUCAACAGCGAAGAGAAGACGGUCAGAGGACACAGAUACAAGGUUACGGGAGUGAAGAAUCUUAUCGAAGAGAUUCUCAACCAUCUUGACCCCCGAGCAUG
Messenger RNA from Guillardia theta CCMP2712, 824 nucleotides. RefSeq lists its product as hypothetical. The record is from RefSeq and is a predicted model, not a curated record. Gene Ontology annotation, molecular function: GTP binding. Lineage: Eukaryota; Cryptophyceae; Pyrenomonadales; Geminigeraceae. The annotation marks the transcript as partial. The transcript has 12 exons.